This is a messenger RNA of Brassica napus (rape), 1411 nucleotides long. Its product is annotated as 1-aminocyclopropane-1-carboxylate oxidase homolog 2-like. The transcript has 3 exons. NCBI's taxonomy places the organism in Eukaryota, Viridiplantae, Streptophyta, Magnoliopsida, Brassicales, Brassicaceae. The record is from RefSeq and is a predicted model, not a curated record. Bases 132 to 1292 code for a protein of 386 amino acids.
UUUUGUAACAAGUGGUCACAUGUCUAUCGAUGAUGAUAAUCUAUAACCAGUGGUUUGCUGUAAAUCCAAGAAAAUAAAAUAAGUUUUUUUUUUCUGUAUCAUAUUGUUCAGUUUUUUUUUCAGCGAACACUAUGGAGACGACGAAGAUUGCUGCAUUGGAUCGUAUCAGUGAGCUUAAAGCUUUCGACGAGACAAAGACAGGUGUGAAAGGACUCGUCGACGCCGGAAUAACACAGCUUCCACGCAUCUUCCACGACUCACCUUCCAACUUAGCAAACCCCAAGUCGCCUUCCUCUGACUUGCUACAUCUCGCGACGAUCCCAACGAUAGAUCUCGAAGGAAGAGUCUUCGAGGACGAGACUAAGCGCAAGAAUACGGUUGAUGGGGUUAAAGACGCAGCAGAGAAAUGGGGUUUCUUCCAGGUGGUCAACCAUGGCGUUUCACUCGAUCUUCUCGAGAGGAUGAAAGAUGGAGUUCGAAGGUUUAACGAGCAAGCCCCUGAAGUGAAGAAACAAUACUACAGCCGAGAUUUCAGGAGAGAGUUUGUGUAUACAAGUAACUUCGAUCUCUACAGUUCAUCAGCUGCAAGUUGGAGAGACACUUUCUCUUGUUACUUGGCUCCAAAUCCUCCCAAACCACAGGACCUGCCAGAGAUUUGUAGGGAUGUUAUGUUGGAAUACUCAAAGCAAGCGAUGAGUCUAGGGGAGUUUCUAUUUGAGCUUCUAUCAGAAGCUCUAGGGUUGAACCCUAAUCACCUCAAGGAGAUUGAUUGCUCCAAGGGCUUGCGCAUGCUCUGCCAUUACUACCCACCAUGUCCAGAGCCUGACCUAACUUUAGGCGCAAGUAAACACAGUGACAGUUCUUUUCUUACCGUCCUUCUUCCGGAUCAGAUCGAAGGGCUUCAAGUUCUGCGUGAAGGGUACUGGUUUGAUGUUCCUCCUGUUCCUGGUGCACUCAUCAUCAACGUUGGAGACCUUCUCCAGCUUAUAACAAACGACAAGUUCAUCAGUUCGGAGCAUAGAGUCUUGGCCAACAGAGCUACAAAAGCCAGAGUCUCAGUCGCCUGUUUCUUCACAACCGGCAUUAGACCGAAUCCUAGAAUUUACGGACCAAUCAGAGAGCUUGUGUCUAAAGAUAACCCUCCAAAGUACAGAGAGAUCACAGUUAUGGAGUUCGCUGCUCACCGCAGUGCCAAAGGACUUGACGGAACCUCUGAUUUGCUCCAUUUUAAAAUAUGGACAUGGUCAGUUACCACAUUAUUAUAUCUCUGUUUGCAGAUUAUAAUUACUUGAAAAAAAUAUCAAAAGAGUGCCUGAGAUCCAUAAACAUCGCUUGUUUAUACUUUUACUCUAAAAAAAUCCCAUACAGUUCAAUAAAACCCGGAAAUAAGAGUAUCUUCAUUGCUCAUGAA